AUGCAAGGCGCUAUCCAUGGAGAGGAGGGCCCAGCAGACCACAUGUUGGUUUGCUUGCCUGCCGAAUCGAAGGCAUAUGGCAACAACUUUUCGUGGAGUUCCGGCCAUUGGUUGAUGCUUAACGUGAGUUGCGCAAAGAUCGUCAGUCGCUGCGGCGGGUCCCUGCCCAAGACGUUGCAGGUCCAGAUGAGCGGAUUCAACGAUCGUAUGGUGGAGUUCAAUUCUCAAGCGCGGGUGGCACCAUCCGAGGAAGGAUUUUGGAAGCCGGAGGAACUUGGCCUGAAUGGGGAUAUCCUCCGGUGCUUGCCGAGAAGCUUCGACAUUGACAAGGAUGGGGCAUGCUUCAAGCAAAUCAUGCACCCUCUUGGUGGUUCUCAAUGCGUGGGGGUGGCUUGUUUCCGAGACGAGGCCGGAACUGGAUGUCGCGGAUUGAUCGUGCGUCCGGGGCAUAAGCUCGUGGGUCAAGGGUUUUCCGGCGCCAACGACUCUGCUGCAAUCGAAUUCACCGAAUCCAGUCCCAGUCUCCUCUUCUGGGCCUCGCGGCGGCGCUGCCCCCUCGACGCCCGAUGCCUCCCGUGCAGGCCAUGGUGGCGAUGGCACCUGCCCUGA
Messenger RNA from Symbiodinium natans, 609 nucleotides. NCBI's taxonomy places the organism in Eukaryota, Dinophyceae, Suessiales, Symbiodiniaceae. The record is from the annotation of a GenBank genome assembly.